AUGUCCCCCGUCGGCCGGGGCUCUCCUGGGCGCACCUUCUCGGGUUCAACUCUCGGCGCAACCUUCACGCAAUCUCUGCUAGACACUGGGGCCGCAGACACGCCUGGCGAUCCGUUGAAUCUCAUACUGAAGUCGUUCGUGCCGCACAUCGCCAUAUACCCGUCCGAGGAUACAGACAAGCUUGUUAGGGACAAGGGCUUUCAAAAUGGGCUGUGGGAGCUGCUACGGCCCUUUGGCGAGCGAGUACAAGGCAAGGUUACCAUAAGGGACAGUAACGGUGCAAGCCGGUCUUGGGAGGACUUCUCGGUACGAUUCACUCGCUUCGGCGAGAAUGUCGAGCUGCCGGAACCGAUGGUGGGUGGUACGAGAUCUGCGACGGGUCCGCCUGGUGCAAAUGGGCAAACAGCGGGCGCGAAAUCCGCAGACAAGAUAAAAGACGUGGAAAAUCUCGUCGGGCGCCACCUCACUUACGCAGAAGAGUCGUAUAUGGGUCUUGUGCAACCGAGCACUCCCAGCAAACAGGGGCUUGAUAUCGACGCAACGUCGCCGUAUUAUGCGCUUUAUCUACGCCGCCUACUAUCAGGAAUCCCUUUGUCGAGCCACGAGACGUUUGCUCAUCCGGUGGCAUGUGUGAUUGCUAUCAGCUCGCAUACGCCGGAUCCGAUCAAGACGCUGCGAAGGCUAUACGACGAAUCUAGUCAGGGAGAAACGAGGCUUCCUGCCUGGGUCGACCCAGAGUAUCUGCGAUACUAUGUACUAGUUCACGAUGAGGAGAAUAGCGACAUCACGAAAUCAAUGGCUUUAUCUGACCAGAUGAAGCGGCAUCUCGGUUUACAUUGUCACCUCUUGAGGAUACGAAGCUCUCAGAGCGCCGAGACGGACGACGACAGCAUACCGCUGCCACGGAGCGAUUGGAUGACUGCCAGGGAAGAGUUGGAUGAUAUAGAGCGCCACGAGGCGCAAGAGGAUAUUGACCUAACACGAUACAUAUUUGAGAGCGACGCGACGGCGAUACGGACUUUUAUUCGCGAGAUGGUGACGCAGUCUAUAAUACCCACUAUGGAGCGUAAUGUAUCAUUAUGGAACGACCAAGUCGCAUCAAGGAGACGAGGCAUCAGCGGACGCUUCAUGAGCCUCUCGAAAAGAUGGGGAGGGUUUGGCGGAGGAUCAAGAAACUCCAGUGGCGGCAGCAGUUCUUCCAACUACGAUCCCCUCGGCUUCUACAGGCCAGACACCCCGGAGGCUAUCAUGAGAAAGCUGGCCGACUUCGCAUUCAUGCUACGUGAUUGGAAACUGGCCAUGUCGACUUACGAGAUACUCCGCUCGGACUUUAGCAACGACAAAGCCUGGAGAUAUCAUGCGGCGGCAAAUGAAAUGGCAGCGAUAGCGCUUCUGAUCAUGCCGCAAAACAUGUCGUCGAAGACUCGCCUGGAGACGAUCAAUGGAAUGAUUGAGCAGGCGUUCUACUCAUACCAUACGCGCUGUAUGACCCCAUACGGCUCCCUGCGCUGUCUUGCUCUUUCGUUGGAGCUUCUGAGGCUGCGCGGAGGUCCUGCUAUCGAUGAAGCCGUGCGCUGGGGUAUGCGACUGAUGGAGACUCGCAUCAUUGGAGUCGUGGGUGAUGCCCUGUUCAAGGAGCGCAUGGCAAUCGCCUGUGCUACAAAACAAGGCGUUGGAUCACAAUCUUGGGGCAGUUGGAAGCGGAAAUCAGCGAUGUGGAGCGUGCUGGGGGCAGAGGCUUGGAUCAGUCAGUCCAAGUACAUCCAAGCCCAGACAUGUCUGAACCAGGCCAGAAGGAUGUAUUCCAUGCUGCAGAGCGAGGUUGGCAUUGGCAAAUUCCUGCUUGCAAGUGACCACAUGGCACAACUUAAUCAACGCCUCAAAGAGGGCCUUGCGAUCGAGGCCACUGAGGAAGACGAGGCUGCUGAUACGGAAGAUGUUGAGCUCCUCGUUGCAGAGACAACCGAGAUGCUGAGCAAGAGAAGGUCCAGGAGACUGAGCUUGGUUGGCCCUCCUGGUGCCGCCGGUGCGGGUCUGGAGACGGCGCCCAUGAGGCCGCUAAAUUCAGUGGAGAGUGAGGACAGCGAUACAGGGCCGAAGGAUGGUUUUGGAUAA
Messenger RNA from Phaeoacremonium minimum UCRPA7, 2115 nucleotides. RefSeq names its product putative trapp complex protein trs85 protein. Gene Ontology annotation, biological process: protein localization to phagophore assembly site; endoplasmic reticulum to Golgi vesicle-mediated transport. The record is from RefSeq and is a predicted model, not a curated record. Bases 1 to 2115 code for a protein of 704 amino acids. Gene Ontology annotation, cellular component: TRAPPIII protein complex; phagophore assembly site; cytoplasmic vesicle. NCBI's taxonomy places the organism in Eukaryota, Fungi, Ascomycota, Sordariomycetes, Togniniales, Togniniaceae. The transcript has a single exon.